Molecule: messenger RNA, 1188 nt
Organism: Dovyalis caffra
Lineage: Eukaryota; Viridiplantae; Streptophyta; Magnoliopsida; Malpighiales; Salicaceae
Source: the annotation of a GenBank genome assembly
AUGUCGUCAGACGACGAGAGAGAGGAGAGGGAGUUGGAUCUUACUGCCCCUGAAGUCGUCACCAAAUACAAAAGCGCGGCUGAAAUUGUCAACAAGGCAUUGCAGUUAGUGAUAUCAGAAUGCAAGCCAAAGGUUAAGAUUGUUGAUCUUUGUGAAAAAGGAGAUUCUUUUAUCAGAGAGCAAACUGGUAAUAUGUAUAAGAAUGUGAAGAAGAAGAUUGAAAGAGGAGUUGCUUUUCCUACUUGUGUUUCUGUCAACAAUACUGUUUGUCAUUGUUCUCCACUUGCUAGUGAUGAAUCAGUCUUAGAAGAAGGAGAUAUUGUCAAGAUUGACAUGGGAUGUCAUAUCGAUGGAUUUAUUGCUGUUGUUGGGCAUACCCAUGUUCUUCAGUCAGGGCCAGUUAAGGGUAGAGCUGCUGAUGUUAUUGCAGCAGCUAAUACUGCUGCUGAAGUUGCCUUGAGGCUUGUAAAGCCUGGAAAGAAGAAUAAAGAUGUUACAGAAGCCAUUCAGAAGGUUGCUGCUGCUUAUGACUGCAAAAUUGUUGAAGGCGUUCUUAGCCACCAGCUGAAGCAGUUUGUGAUAGAUGGAAACAAGGUGAUUCUGAGUGUGUCCAAUCCCGACACAAGAGUGGAUGAUGCAGAAUUUGAGGAAAACGAAGUGUAUGCAGUGGAUAUUGUCACAAGUACAGGGGAAGGCAAGCCAAGGCUGUUGGAUGAGAAGAAUACUACUAUAUACAAGAGAGCUGUAGACAAGAACUAUCACUUGAAAAUGAAAUCUUCUAGAUUUAUUUUCAGUGAAAUUAAUCAGAAAUUUCCCAUCAUGCCAUUCUCUGCAAGAGCCCUCGAAGAGAAAAGGGCUCGUCUGGGAUUAGUUGAAUGUGUGAAUCACGAUCUCCUGCAGCCCUACCCGGUUCUUCAUGAGAAGCCUGGUGAUUUUGUUGCUCAUAUCAAGUUCACAGUAUUGCUAAUGCCAAAUGGAUCAGAUCGGAUCACAUCACAUGCUCUCCAAGAGUUGCAGCCUACCAAGACGAUAGACGAUCCUGAAAUCAAGGCCUGGUUAUCUUUGGGUACAAAGACAAAGAAGAAGGGUGGUGGGAAGAAGAAGAAAGCUAAGAAGGCAGGUGAAAAGGCGGAGGAGUCUACAGAAGCUGAACCUAUGGAUGCAGCCACAAAUGGGGCUGCUGCUUAA